Messenger RNA from Polyodon spathula (Mississippi paddlefish), 3602 nucleotides. It is a transcript of the gene hsd11b2, whose product is annotated as hydroxysteroid (11-beta) dehydrogenase 2. The transcript has 5 exons. The record is from RefSeq and is a predicted model, not a curated record. Gene Ontology annotation, molecular function: oxidoreductase activity. NCBI's taxonomy places the organism in Eukaryota, Metazoa, Chordata, Actinopteri, Acipenseriformes, Polyodontidae. Bases 101 to 1273 code for a protein of 390 amino acids.
UGUGUUGAACAUAGCAGGAGACACCACAUGGUUGUACAUUUGUAAUUGUGAGCCUCUCCAGUCCCAGAGCUGAGCUGCUGUGUGUGGGGUCCCAGGUGCCAUGGAGCAGUCUGCUCUGUCUUUUUGGAUGCACUUGGGGGUGAUGUCUGUUUUCUUUGGGGUGACUGUGAAGAGAAUCCUGGCCUCUGGAAGGAGCUCUGCUCCAGCCCUGCUUGUGUAUUUCGCUCUGUUUCUUCUCAUGGAGAGGCUCUGCUCCUUCUGCCUGCCAACUUAUGUGGGACUUGGUGUUUUCUGUGCCGCAUGCUGGCUCAUCAUGGGCACUGUUGCUGCAGUAAAGCCUCUGCCUGUGGAAGGCAAGGCAGUUUUCAUAACAGGGUGUGACAGCGGGUUCGGAAAGGCUGCAGCCCUGUUCUUGGACUCUCUGGGGUUCCAGGUGUUUGCCAGUGUGCUGGACCUGGAGGGGGCCGGAGCCCAGGAGCUGCAGAAGACUUGUUCUGCAAGGUUGACAUUGAUCUGUAUGGAUAUAACAAAGCCUGAGCAAGUGCAGGAGGCACUUCGUAUCACCAAGGCAAAGCUCGGGGUGAAAGGACUCUGGGGUCUAGUGAACAAUGCUGGGGUUUGUGUCAACUUUGGGGAUGCUGAGCUCUCCCUGAUGUCCAACUACAGAGGCUGCAUGGAAGUGAACUUCUUUGGCACACUGGAGGUCACAAAGACCUUUCUACCACUGUUGCGCCAAUCACAAGGAAGGCUUGUUACAAUCUCCAGCCCAUCAGGGGAGCAGCCCUUUCCUUGUCUGGCGGCUUACGGGGCUUCAAAAGCUGCACUGAAUCUCUUCUUCAACACUCUGAGGCACGAACUCAAGCUGUGGGAUGUGAAAGUCUCCAUUAUACUCCCUUCAUCUUAUAAAACAGGUCAGUCAAUAAAUGUCAAGUACUGGGAGGAGCAGUAUAAGCAUUUGAUUGAGAACCUGUCACUGAGCCUCAUGGAGGAGUACGGAGAGGAAUACCUGCUGGAGACCAAGCACCUCUUCUUCCAGUUUGCAGAAACAGCCACCGAAGACUUGAGCCCUGUCACCAAUAGCAUUGCAGAGGCUCUGCUGUCCAGAGAACCCAAAGUCAGGUACUACGCAGGCCAGGGUGUUGGACUGAUGUACUUCAUUCACUGCUACCUGCCUGUAUCCAUCAGCGAUCGCUUCCUCCAGAGACUAUUCAUGAAAAAGAGCGUUCUGCCCAGAGCUUUGCAGAAGCACAAUAACAACAACAAAAAAAAUUAAGAAUCAUUCAGCACGACCAUAUACAUUUGUUUUUCAUUUUUGUGUUUUUUUUUAUUUUUUAUUCUUUUGAAGGGAUCAUUAAAUUUACGCCUACAGUUUUGUGAUGAAACAAACUGAUUGAACAUGUGUGUUGUGAAAUAACAGACAACAUUCGCAAGGUAAAAGAGUUGGCCAAGAGGAUUGGCAUUUGUGUGAAUGAAACCAAAAUAACUAGCUGUUGCUGUCCUUUUUUUCUUAAACAAGGGAUGGAAGUAUUUUAUGGGCGAUCUGCUGGAAGCAUCUGUACAAAGGACUUGCCAGCCGGUAUGGCACACACCAAGGCACAGCUGAGCAUCUACUACAUUGUCUUUCCUCAAUGAUGAGCCUCAAGCACUUACCUCAGCUCUGCUACUCACUGAAUGGUCUACAACCACAAGCAAUAUUCCUAGGAAUAGACGUGCAGUGAAAAACUACAUUUACACUGGGUCUCACUUUUAUACAUGGUGGACAGUGUUUGUUGUUUUAUAUCUCUCUCACUGAAGAUUCUUAUUUAUGAGUUUUCUUCAUGAAUCAGUGCAGCUAUGAAUUUUUUUUAUUUUUGUAUGGUAAAUUGCAUACCCAUUCUUUUGUUGCUAAUAUUAAAGUGUACUUUUUAAACCCAAUAGAUGGUCAUUGCAAUGUCAAGUGUGCAACUGGAACAUUGCCUACUCUCAUUCCAAUAUCUGCUAUAUAUAAUAUGCUUCUUCCAUUGGUGUAAGGGGUUCCUCUCAUGGACUUGAUUACUGCCUGCUUUGUUCUGUCUUGGCAUGGAGUCAACAUGUGCUUAGCUGUUCCAUAAUGCCAUAUCGAAAUCUCCUGAAGGGGUCAGUGGAACUAAUUCCUAACCCUUUACCAAUAAAUUAGUUACCAUCUGUAAUUGCAGCAACAUAAUUCUCAACCGCUUGGCUCAGCUCAGUAUUCCAGAUUUAACACUAUGGGGGCACACCGAACUCUUAUUAAGACCCCUUAAACUCUUCCCAACUGCAACUUGAAAUACCUCAGAAUCAAACCAAACACUGUGUUCCAUCGGCCCCUUUCAGUUCAGGAGACACUUGCCACAAUCAGGGAAAGUAAAUGCAAGACUAGCUACUAAUGAACAAGGUAUCAAAUGAUUAUGUUUCGUCUCUGCGGGACCACAUACAUUGUGGUUUUGUUCUACUUAUACAAAGGUCUAUUUUAAUAAUCUAAACAGUGGCAAAUCUUAAUACUGCCAGCCUACUUUUAAACCUACUGUUUUAUGUUUUAAAUUACCAUGCCAAUAAGGGGGCAAGGAAGGAGGGGUAAGAUAUCACAGCUGACGGAACUUACCAUAAGGAUUAACAUUGAGAUAAAGGAGUGGUGGUAUUUAGAUCUGAAAUAGACCAACAUUUGCCCCAUUGACAUGUAAUAAAUAAAACACAGUGAAAUCAGGCACUUGUAGGCAAUGACAGUAGAUGAAUGUGCAGCUGCUCUGGGAUCCAGCGGCAGCUCCUCCCUACCUCAUGUGCUUCCUCAUCUGGUCCAGCGGCCUCGAACCGCAAUCCCAACACUUCUGUAAGGUUUCCACAUGGUGCUGAAUCUUACACGCUCCCUUCCUUGUCUUGUCAUUGGGACCUUUGUUCCUAGCAAUUUUUCUAGCUUUUUUUAAUCAUUACUAAAAUUAUUAAUCAUUCUUUUCCACUGCUGAGAAAUCCAUUGUCCAAGGAAUUUUACUGAAAUCCCCGAAACUCAAUUUUGUUCCCAGAAGUGCGAACACUGUAGCUGAACUUCUCCCAAGAACAUAAAUUUGGCCGCUGAAAACUCCAGAUGUUGCCAGGUGUUUUGUAAUACAGAUUCUUUUUUUAAGAUUUUACUGAAAGCGAUACAAUACCCUCUUUUGUUUGCAAUUUGGGAGCUUUUUUGCAUUUGCUUAUUUCCAAAAGCCCUUACGCUAAGUUUAAAUAAUGAACAACUAGGGCAGAGGGUUUUUACUCGAGCCAGCAUGUCAGACCGACAGCAUUGUUGAUCGCUAAACAAAAACACUUUUUGUGAUAAUUCAGAGGUACAGUGUCCUGGACUGAUUGACCACAGUAAAGCUACGUUGAAUUAGCUUUGGAAAAAGAGCGUUAAUACAGAAUUCUAAAAGUGUGAUCACUGAUCAUGUAAAGUAGCUUUGCUGUCCUGUCUGGAAGACAGUUAUUAACAAUUGUACAGAAAGGCUUUAUAUGAAUUAUCUAAACAGUGGGUGUAAAUGCUGCACUCUGAAAGCCACUCAUCUAUUGCUGCUGUGUGUAGAAAGUAAUCUGUGAUGGUUAUUAGGGGGACAAUAAACAAUAAAGUAAAAAGUGUCAGA